AUGAAGACAUUCUUUGCCCUCGCUGCUUCUGUAGCAACAACUUUCGCUGCACCUGGCCAAUGGGACGCGGCGGCACCCAAAUGUACCGAUGGAGGGCAAUUACACUGCUGCCAAGCGACCUUCACGGGCGCAGCGGCUCCGGUGACACUCGCGGCCGACCUGGCAUGCUACGAUCUCACGCCGGCAGUGUUGAACUGCGUAAUCACCGACGCGCCAAUCGACCCGGACUUCGGAUGCGUCGGGGAGUAUGCAUGCUGCCAGGUCAACGAACUCAAUCCACUCCUGGGAUUAUUCUGUUCCAAACCGCCGGGCGACUGCAGAGGAAGAGAGGGUGGAAGUCCGGCGUACUGCACAGAUGUCAUCGAUGGCCGAUUCGGCAACUGCACCGACAACGACGUCAAGAAUAAUCAGGGCUUGCUUGGCAUUGGCGACGGCCUACUCGGAGGAGGUAGCAAAUAA
Messenger RNA from Zymoseptoria tritici IPO323, 459 nucleotides. RefSeq names its product hydrophobin-like protein. Lineage: Eukaryota; Fungi; Ascomycota; Dothideomycetes; Mycosphaerellales; Mycosphaerellaceae. The coding region runs from base 1 to 459 and encodes 152 amino acids. The transcript has 2 exons. The record is from RefSeq and is a predicted model, not a curated record.